UUACUGGUGGCGCCAAUUUGACAGUUCAUGUGUCUGCGGUCCUGUCAAGUUUGCACCGACGUCCGAAACAUAAAUUCCAAUUUGCCUAUUUAAAUGCACGGCAAGAUGUUGGCAGUUUGUUGAUUCGAACUAGAAUUACGUUUGUCGCAUGACUUGAUUUAAUUAAAUUCGAUUAAGACACGAUGGACACACGGGGAAGGAAACUAUCCACCCAAGGGGAAUCCCUGUACGAGAUCCUGGCUCUGCCCAAAACCGCCACAGCUGAAGAAAUCAAGAAGACGUACAGACGUUUAGCCCUCAAGUUCCAUCCGGAUAAGAAUCCGAACAAUCCAGAAGCCGCCGACAAAUUCAAGGAGGUGAACAGGGCGCAUUCGAUCCUCAGCGAUGCAACCAAACGGAAUAUUUACGAUAAUUACGGCUCGUUGGGUCUGUACAUCGCGGAACAGUUUGGCGAGGAAAAUGUCAAUGCCUACUUUGUUGUCACGUCCACUUGGUGCAAGGCACUGUUCGUGUUUUGCGGAAUCAUAACAGGCUGUUACUGCUGCUGUUGCAUGUGCUGCUGCUGCAACUUUUGCUGUGGCAAGUGCAAACCCAGACAUCCGGAGGACAGUGGUGAUUAUCACAAUCUAAAUCGUGAGAAUGCCGAAGGUGGAUCAGGGCAACCGAUCACGCAACAGCCCCACAAAUUGGAGGAUGGAAGUGACGAGGAUUUCGUCGGACUGGCGGAGGGAAGUCCUCCAGUGACCUCGCAACCAUCUCCGAGCAGGAAUGCGCAACCCGUGUUCGCAAUGCCCGCUCCACCAUCCGCGAAUAACGAAAGUGCCGCUCUGAAUCAAGGUGAUCAUCCUGUCUAUACACCUGGGAUGACCGGCGGAACGUCGACACAAAGCAGCUGGUAGUUAUUUUUAAGUUUUUUUUUUGUCUCCACUAUAUAUUAAUAAAACGAAGGAAAGAUUUAAAAAGAAAAAAAAAGAAAAAUCAUCCGUCUUGUUUCUAUUGAUGAUAUAUGAAACUAAAACUAACGUUGUUUAAACGAGGAGAGAAAAGAAACAAAACAUAUUUGCGGCACGUAAAAUUAAUAAUCGAGAAUUUCCC
Molecule: messenger RNA, 1095 nt
Organism: Nicrophorus vespilloides
Lineage: Eukaryota; Metazoa; Arthropoda; Insecta; Coleoptera; Silphidae
Gene: Csp
Product: dnaJ homolog subfamily C member 5 homolog
Exons: 6
Coding region: 183-899 (238 amino acids)
Biological process (GO): regulation of neuromuscular synaptic transmission
Cellular component (GO): type Is terminal bouton
Source: RefSeq, a predicted model, not a curated record